Messenger RNA from Sciurus carolinensis (gray squirrel), 939 nucleotides. Its product is annotated as vomeronasal type-1 receptor 100-like. Gene Ontology annotation, biological process: G protein-coupled receptor signaling pathway. Lineage: Eukaryota; Metazoa; Chordata; Mammalia; Rodentia; Sciuridae. Gene Ontology annotation, molecular function: pheromone receptor activity. The record is from RefSeq and is a predicted model, not a curated record. The coding region runs from base 1 to 939 and encodes 312 amino acids. Gene Ontology annotation, cellular component: membrane. The transcript has a single exon.
AUGAGCAAAAACAACGAAUUGUACAGUAAUACUCACAUAAGAAACACUGUGUAUACUGAACUUGGCAUUGGGAUCUUAGCCAACAUCAUUCUUCUUCUCUUUCACGUCUCCUUGCUCAUUACUGGACCCAGAACUAAGUCCACUGACCUGCCUAUUGGUCUCUUGGCCCUAAUCCACCUGGUAAUGCUGCUAAUUGAUGGAUUCAUAGCAGAAGAUAUUUUUACACCUCAGGAGGGAAGGUGGGGUGACAUGACCUGUAAAGCACUUAUCUACCUGUACAGGUUGAUGAGGGGCUUCUCCAUCUGCACCACCUGCCUGCUGAGUGUCCUCCAGGCCAUCACCCUCAGCCCCAGAAGCUCCUGCCUGGCAAAGUUCAAACAUAGAUCCUCACGUCAAAACCUGUGUUCCCUUCUUUUCCUGUGUGUCAUCUAUUCAUCUGUUAAUAGCCACCUCUUCAUCUCCAUUAGUGCUACCCCCAAUUUGACCUCAGACAACCAUAUGUAUGUCACAGAAUCCUGCUCUUUUGUGCCCAUGAGCUUCUUCCUUCAGCACACAUUUUCCACCUUGCUGACCUUCAGGGAAGUCACCCUUAUAGGAAUAAUGACCACCUCAAAUGGAUACAUGGUGGCUCUCUUGUGCAGGCAUAGGAGGUUGUCCCAGCACCUUCACAGAAUCAGCCUGUCUCCAAUAUCAUCCCCAGAACUGAGGGCCACACAGACAAUCCUGCUGCUCUUGAGUUGCUUUGUGGUCAUGUCCAUUUUGGACAGCAUUAUCACUUAUGCAAGAAUCACACUGAAUGAUGAUCCAAUAUUUUACUGCAUCCAGAUUCUUGUGGCCCAUAGCUAUGCCUCCUUCAGUCCUUUGGUGUUUAUUGCUACUGAAAAACGUAUAAUUAGUAUUUUGAGAUAUAUGUGGGGAAGACAGAAAGUAUUUCAGUAG